AUGUUUGAAAAACAUAGCCAAGAGGCUAAACAGAAAGCAUUUAUCCAACACCAGCGCCAUACACGCAAAUGUGACGAAGGCUUUGAAAUGUGUGACGACGGUUUUAACAGUCUAGGAAGUCCCAACAUCUUUCAUGGGCUUAGAUACAGAGAAUGGAUGCAUGAAGUAUGGGAAUCGUACAAGUUUUAUGUCCAAAAAAUGAAAGAGGACUCUCGAGACGACCCAGAUGCUACACUUUGUUUAGAGAAAGAUGAUGUACUGAGUCAGGCGUACUACAAGUACGCGAGAGAGGACGGGCAUCACCCGGAAAGUUACCGGGUGUUGAAGGUUUUGUAUGAAAGACACAUUGAAGGCAAACACGUACCUUUUCAACGUUAUGUUAUCACCUCUGAAGAACGUGAAGAGAUUGAAAACGAUAAAUAGUUGCCUUCUUAUUCUAGAGCGUUUGCACAAGAUGAACGCAGAUCUAAAUGUAUUGCUCUGCUUAACAAUAUAAGGAACCCUAGGUCUUCCUGUUUGUUCUAAAUAAAAAUGUUACAUCGUUGCCAAUGUGAAAAUAGAGCUGUCUUGAGAUCCUUUGAAAGAUUUUUAGAGUUUUUGUGUGAAAUAAAGUUUUAUUCAUCUUUACACCGCGUUCGUCACUAAUUAUGUUUAACAAAUGUUUGACUCGAGCUCUAAAAUUUGCAUGUGAACUAGCUCGUGUGCCUUUUGUUUGACAAACAAUAAGUCAUACACAACACCUACUCUGAUUGGAUAGUGCCAGAUGUAUUGUUCAGUGUCUAUAACAAGACCUGAAGACCACAUGCGAGCUAUUUCAUGCGAAAUCUUGUUCGAGUUCGAGUCUCAGAACGUCAGUUCCGUUUACCCACAACAACAACAACAACAACAAAAACAAUAUGGCUGACAAGUUUACUGUUGGAACCCCAAACACCCUAGAAAAAGUGUGGAAUAUUGAUGUCGAAAGAGAAUAUCGGAGACUUAGCUACCUUUUUCAAAACCCGGAACGGAACAAUGGAAUUAUCAAAGAAAGCUUAAGACAAUUAAAAAUGUUCAUACACCAGCAGAGCGCAACAAUCACGUUUCAUUGCUUUUUCGGAGAGAAUUUACAGUCAAACCAGGUCAAGCGUUCCCGUCGCUAACGAACUAAUGAAUUCAUUCACGGAAGAAUGAUUUCGUUUGUUGAUUCAAUAAUCCAUUCAUAAAAUGAACAAUCCAAUAGUCAUAUUUAGCCUCGAUUCCAUAAUCGAAUGUUGAUUCGAUUACUGUUUUUUGAAAAAUUACACUUUCCACAAGUUGACCUCAGAAUUUUAUUUUUUCCUCUUUUUUUUCUGAGAGUCGAGUGCUGGCGAGUUCUGAAGUUCAAACCCAAACAAACUGUUACAUGUACGCCAGUUUGCUGCCAGUAAUCAGUGCAACAGACCUAGGCCUGACCUCUUAGAAAACACGACGGUCAAACUGAGGUCAGUGUAUGUGCGGUGAUUGGUGGAUUUCGAUCCUCGGCCUUUGUCAGUUUCUUUGCGUUUGCGGUCUGUCUAUUCUAGCUGUUAUUUUGAUUAAAGGCAAUGAAAAACGCAAUCGUAAACGGCAGGAAAAGGGAAGCAAAUACGAUUGAACACAACAGACAAGAAUAAAGAACGCGUAGAUUUUGUUCAUAAACCAAAUCAACAUUUGAUUAUUGAAUCGAGGUACAAUUUGACUGUUGGAUUAUACAUUUUAUGAAUGGAUUAUUGAAUCAACAAACGAAAUCAUUUUGCCAUUAAUGAAUUCAUUAGUUUGUUAGCGACGGGAACGCUUGACCUGGUUUGACUGUAAGCGAAUUUAAAAUCGCCUGGGAGGUGAUAAGUCUCCUCCUGGAACUUUUACAGAACGUGAUUUCGACACUUCUCACGGUCUCACGACAAGGCUCCUCAAUCUCACGGGUUUUGGGAAAAAUCAUUCUGAAAUGAUUUAAGUUGUUGAAUCAGAAUAAAAAUGGGAAAUUAACGAGGAAUGCUUGUGCCAUAAAGUGAAAAACUAAUAAAGAAGAACACUGUUCUUACUUUUUUGUACCCAGCUGUGAUUUUCGCUUGUGUUCAAUAAACUUAAUCGUUUUUCUUCGUGUCUGUCCGCCAUUUUGAAAGGGGAGUAGGCCUUGGGAACGAGGUCUAAUUCCCAGGCGUCUCCCAUGUUGAGUUUCCCAUUAGUCUUUGUAAGUUCAGCGCGGGAAAGCGAUCGCAAUCGUAUAAACAAUGGAAAAGGGGUUUGUUUAAUCUUGAUCGGGAAAAAAAUAGAAUCUCACUAUUUUUUAUAGAAUCUCCAGAUUUUUUUUCAUGGGUCUCCAGAUUUUCCUUUAUCAGGGGUUGGCAGGUCUGCAAAUAGCACACCUGAUCAAAAUGGUCCAAUUUCGACGUGGAAGUAAAUUCACUGUUUUACCCACGGACGGUAUAAACUCUGACCAAUGGAGACGCGAGGAUCCUGCAAACCGCGAGCCUAGUUAA
This is a messenger RNA of Porites lobata, 2477 nucleotides long. NCBI's taxonomy places the organism in Eukaryota, Metazoa, Cnidaria, Anthozoa, Scleractinia, Poritidae. The record is from the annotation of a GenBank genome assembly.